CGUCCUCUCAGCUUCCAUACAGACAGCACCCCCACCUGCCAGAGCUGAGAGUCCCUAGGACCUGCUCUGCCUUGAGUUGGCCUUCAAUCUCUCUGUCUGCAGAAGUCUCCUGGCCCCCAAUGAGAGAAAAGGUGGGUGAAGGUCUCAAGAGCUGAGGGUUAGGGGCAUUGAACUAACACACAGACUUGUGAUCUCUACCCCUGUAAAGCCACCUGCACCUUCCAUGUGGAGCCAAGAUGGGGAAUGGAAAUGAGGACGAUUAUAACUUUGUCUUCAAGGUGGUGCUGAUCGGUGAGUCAGGCGUGGGCAAGACCAAUCUGUUGUCCCGAUUCACACGCAAUGAGUUCAGCCACGACAGCCGCACCACCAUCGGGGUUGAGUUCUCAACCCGCACUGUAAUGCUGGGCACUGCUGCAGUCAAGGCGCAGAUCUGGGACACAGCUGGCCUGGAGCGAUAUCGAGCCAUCACCUCAGCGUACUAUCGUGGAGCAGUGGGGGCCCUCCUGGUGUUUGAUCUAACCAAGCACCAGACAUAUGCGGUAGUAGAACGCUGGCUGAAGGAGCUCUAUGACCAUGCUGAAGCCACUAUUGUUGUUAUGCUGGUGGGGAACAAAAGUGACCUUAGUCAGGCCCGGGAGGUGCCCACUGAGGAGGCCCGAAUGUUUGCAGAAAACAACGGGCUGCUGUUCCUGGAGACCUCAGCCCUGGACUCCACCAAUGUUGAGCUGGCCUUUGAGACUAUCCUCAAAGAGAUCUUUGCGAAGGUGUCCAAGCAGAGGCAAAACAGCACCCGGACCAAUGCAAUCGCCCUGGGCAGUGCCCAAUCUGGGCAGGAGCCUGUCUCUGGGGAGAAAAGGGCCUGUUGCAUCAGCCUCUGAUUUUGACCAUGGUCAACCCUGCUCCUCCAACCUUCUGGUACCUGCCCUCUACAUACUACAGGACAUUUUCCUGACCUUUAGUUCCUUGGUCACAGACACUCAGAGCCCUAGGGUCUUCAUGUCCCACCACACACAUUCAUCAUCUGUCCAUGCCUUCAAAUAAAGCUGU
This is a messenger RNA of Dipodomys ordii (Ord's kangaroo rat), 1047 nucleotides long. It is a transcript of the gene Rab25, whose product is annotated as RAB25, member RAS oncogene family. The transcript is spliced from 5 exons. Gene Ontology annotation, cellular component: recycling endosome. Gene Ontology annotation, biological process: exocytosis. Bases 237 to 878 code for a protein of 213 amino acids. Gene Ontology annotation, molecular function: GTPase activity; GTP binding. The record is from RefSeq and is a predicted model, not a curated record. NCBI's taxonomy places the organism in Eukaryota, Metazoa, Chordata, Mammalia, Rodentia, Heteromyidae.